UCAACGACUUUAAAACAGCAAGUAUGAGGCAAGUUGUGUUACGUGAUGUUAUAGUGCAACGUGUGUCAGUUUAUAAUGGUUAAUGAUUCACCUACUUCACCUCAAAAGUUGCUACGAAGAUCUUCUUUUCAUAGUUAGAAGCUUUAUCAAUUUGAUUUAUCUUGAGUGAAAUUAAUCUUUAUUUCUAAGUGAAUCCUUGUGUAGAAAAAAGCCUAAGCCUUACUAUCAAUGAUGUAGGAUGUUCCAUUUUGAUCCUGAUUUGUAGUUUAGAUCUAGGUUUUACUUCAUGAGUAAAUUUAAUGCGAUGUGCGUUAUAAGGAAAAUUGGCCUGUUGAAGUCUCUCUAUCAACCCAGUUCAUGGUAACUCCUUUUAUUCCAGAUUGAACUUCAUUGUGAUUAGCAUUUUUUCAUAGCAUUUAGCCAGCUGUUUGGAAGUACACAAGUCAACAUAGUUGUCUCACAAUGAGGAAUUGGUCACUUUCCCAUUACUUGGACAUAACGCACCGUUUCGAAAUAAUUGACCUUUGUAGAUGUAGCAACUUGUAUAGGAGCUUUGUUUAUAGAAGAAACAUAUUGGCUACAUAAUGACUAGAAUAACACUAAGGAGGAAAAUAAGUAAGAUCGAAAUUCAAUUCGAAUUAAGUCCAAUACUUAGGAAUGCUCAAGCUUAUAAACCCUCUACAAAUUUCCAAGCCAAAAUUCACUGUAUACUCAAGAUAGUUUGGUGUUUCAGUGUAACCGAAAACAAACGAGAGAGAACGAAUUAUCAAAGCAUAUUAUGCCAUUAUUUGUCAAGAAAUGCAUUUAGCUAAUUCGGCAGAUCAUUUAAGUUCUUGUAUCAGAAGAGUUAUUGUCGGAAGCGGUUGAUUUUUGUACAAUUUGAACGCUAUAUCUCGAUUUCAUCAUCACUAUUGCAACCAAGAAGUUUUAAACCCGAAAAUUGGUUCAAUAGAAGAGGAAACCAAUUACACAUUUUUAGUCAUUUCACCGGUACCCAUUAUUUGCCAAGGGUAGUCUCAUAAUAGGUGAAAAUACGGCUGCUGCACCAGUAAAGGAAGCCAUUGAAGGGUGCAAAACCAGGACGAUUGGUGUCUGCUAAGGACGGUAUAAAUGUGAGGUACCAAUUGUAAAAGCUAGAGCAUUCUAAACAGCAGAUGACAACCUCAUCCUAAAGAAUUCACCUCAGACUUGAUGGCCAACCAAAUUGCAUGGAUCUAUCCCAGAAUUACUGUCCUCAUCUUACACGCCGUUCGAUUCAGAGACAAAAGACUAGUCUUUCUUAAUCAACUCGACUAUGGUCAACUCGUAAUCACAGGAUUAUUCAAGGUAGACAGUGUACAGUUCCGUCGUGUCAACCAAGCUUACAUCAUUUUUACCUCAAAUAUAAUCAAUGUUGGUGCCGUAGACCAACAAAGGUAAACGACUUUUCCAAAGAAGAGGCAUGCUCCAGUGUCAAGGUCUAGAAGAAAGACUACCCAGCUGUGAAAGCCCAGAGGAAAUUGAUGUUAUCAAGGCUAUACUUGCUGAGAUCGAGGAGGUUGCCAUCGUUACGAAAACCUGGAAGCGUCGUUUUGU
This is a messenger RNA of Wallemia mellicola CBS 633.66, 1575 nucleotides long. RefSeq lists its product as hypothetical. The transcript has a single exon. The record is from RefSeq and is a predicted model, not a curated record. The coding region runs from base 1192 to 1419 and encodes 75 amino acids. Gene Ontology annotation, cellular component: ribosome; cytosolic large ribosomal subunit. Gene Ontology annotation, molecular function: structural constituent of ribosome; RNA binding. NCBI's taxonomy places the organism in Eukaryota, Fungi, Basidiomycota, Wallemiomycetes, Wallemiales, Wallemiaceae. Gene Ontology annotation, biological process: cytoplasmic translation; ribosomal large subunit assembly.